Aspergillus luchuensis is the source of this 897-nucleotide messenger RNA. RefSeq lists its product as uncharacterized. The coding region runs from base 1 to 897 and encodes 298 amino acids. The record is from RefSeq and is a predicted model, not a curated record. Gene Ontology annotation, molecular function: protein binding. The transcript is spliced from 2 exons. NCBI's taxonomy places the organism in Eukaryota, Fungi, Ascomycota, Eurotiomycetes, Eurotiales, Aspergillaceae.
AUGUCAUUUGCUCCUCCCUCCGGGCCCCCGCCUCCUUCAGUACCUGAAGGAUGGAAAGCCCAGUUCGACGACCGAUAUAAGCAAUGGUUCUAUGUAGAUCUACGCACUGGCAGAUCACAAUGGGAACGUCCCGAGGGUCCAACUUACCAGGAAGACUCGCAGAGACCACCCAGCGGGCCACCGCCAUCAUACGACGCCUCUAGUCCUGGUCCUCGACCUAGUUCAGCGGCGGCCGGCGGCGACAAGAAACCUCUGGGCUCAAGAAAUCCGUACAACAGCCAGCCGGAUUCUACGUUAGAGAGCGAUGCCCGCUUAGCAGCUCAGCUACAAGCUGAAGAAGAAGCCCAGGCUCGUCGCAGAAGUCCGAUGCCACCAGCACAGGCACAAUCUGGCGCUGCGUCCGAUUACUAUGCCGAGAACUCCUCUUCCCGCGUGCAGUCCCCCCAGGGACCAUCAACGUCACCUGCACCGAAACAGGAGCGGAGCAGGGGCUUCUUGGGCAAAUUAAUGGGAAGACAUUCUGGCGGCGGUAGUAGCAGCAGCAGCGCUGGUGGUAUGGGUUACAGUCGGCCACCGCAGCAAGCAGCCUAUGGGUAUCCUCAGGCUGGAUACGGUGGCUAUCCUCCUCCACAGCAGGCCGGGUAUGGUUAUUCUUCGUAUCCGGCACAGGGUGGCUAUUAUGCACAGCAGCAGGCGCCGCAGCGGCGACACAAUGGGAUGGGAACUGCGGGGGCUGCGGCGUUAGGUGUGGGGGGUGGUCUGCUAGGUGGGUUUUUGUUGGCGGAUGCUGUGGAGGAUCUUGGACAUGACUUUGAUGGUCCGCCUCCGGGUGAUUAUGGUGGUGGUGGUUUUGAUGGAGGGGAUUUCGGUGGUGAUGACUUUGGGGGUGAUUUCUAG